Molecule: messenger RNA, 1132 nt
Organism: Anopheles nili
Lineage: Eukaryota; Metazoa; Arthropoda; Insecta; Diptera; Culicidae
Product: glyoxylate reductase/hydroxypyruvate reductase-like
Exons: 3
Coding region: 158-1108 (316 amino acids)
Cellular component (GO): cytosol
Molecular function (GO): hydroxypyruvate reductase (NADH) activity; glyoxylate reductase (NADPH) activity; NAD binding
Source: RefSeq, a predicted model, not a curated record
UAAAUUCGAAAUUUAACAUCUUUCAUUCGUCUUUGGUAACUUACCGCGAGCAGAAGUGAUCAAAUACGUGCAGUUAACAUGAAGAUUUUACUGUUGGUGUUAAUUUUUGGAUGCAUUUUGUAUCUCUUCCAUCGUUAAAUAGAACACAUUAUUCACUAUGCGACGACCAAGGGUCUUGGUGACGCAUCAUCAGGUGCAACCGGUCGCGUUAGAGCUCCUACGGGAGGAGUGUGAUGUACUCGUACCUUCGAUGGACUUUCCUACACGCACAGAAAUACUAGAUCUAUGCUCCGGUAUCGAUGGGUUACUCUGGACCAACUAUAAGAUGAAACUGGAUCGCGAAGUGUUGGAUGCUUGCGGUCCUCAGCUACAAGCUGUAUCAUUAACAAUGAACGGUGUUGAUUGUGUGGAUACUGAAGAACUAAGAAGACGAAACAUUCCUCUUGGGCACACGCCAGCCAUCCCAAACGAAGCCGUGGCGGAUCUAGCGAUCGGACUUAUGAUCGCAGCCAACGGUGGUCUUUUACGAUCCCCUGUUGAUUCUACAUCUCCCAAAGAAAGUUUGCCCUAUCACUCAAUUCAAGGGUGCACCGUAGGAAUAAUCGGAUUCGGAGGCAUCGGGCAGCUUAUCGCCAAAAGACUGCAAGGAUUCGACAUUGGAAAAAUUGUGUACUGUGGCCGCAGCAUCAAAGAAGAUGCCGAUAAAUUCAACGCCCAUUACGUGUCCCAACAAGAUCUUUUCAAGCAAGCCGAUAUCCUGUUCAUCAGCUGUCCAUUAUUGACCGAAACUUGCCAGAUGUUCAACCGAGAUACGUUUUUAGCAAUGAAAAAGACGGCUGUUUUGAUCAACAUUGCAAGGGGUGCGAUCAUAGACGAGGGUGCGCUGAUUGAUGCUUUGAAAUGUGGACAUAUACGAGCGGCUGGUUUGGAUACUGUCACAGUCGAACCGCUGCCACCGGACAGUGAGCUGUUUCGGCUUCCAAAUUGUGUUGUAAUACCACACUUGGGAACGGCAACAAAAAGAACUAGAGACGGGAUGGCUGUCCGGGCUGUGGAGAAUCUAGUUCGUGGAUUAAGAUGCCAAAAAAUGAUAUCACAAUUUCAAUAGACUCUUCUUCUUAGUUGGCUCGAC